Molecule: messenger RNA, 987 nt
Organism: Knipowitschia caucasica
Lineage: Eukaryota; Metazoa; Chordata; Actinopteri; Gobiiformes; Gobiidae
Source: the annotation of a GenBank genome assembly
AUGGAAGGAAAGGAUGUCCGCUUCACGGCUGACUACAGCAUUGUAACCCGGGCCCGUCGCAAAUCCUGCUAUCCUGUCAUGGAAAAGGCUCGGCUAGAGGGUUACCAGGCCUUCUUGCUUUAUCCGGCCACUAUAAAAGUGUCCAAAGGCCAUGAGCACACGCUAUUUCAGGAUCCUGUGAUGCUGGAAGAGUUCCUCGUGAGUCGGGAGAAUGAAGAAUCUUUUGGAAACACGACGCGGGCUCAAGUUGCUCAGAUCGAUGAUGAGAACAAUGUUUUGGUGGGGGGGGGUUGGGGUUGGGGGGGGUGUGGGUUUGUUUGUGGGUGGGGGGGGGGUUUGGUUGUGUUGGUGGUUGGGGUGGUGUGUGUUGUUGGGUUGUUUUGGUUUGUGGGUUGGUUGGUGGUGUGUUUUUGUUGUUUUGGGGGGUUUGUGGGGUGUUGUGGGUGGGGGUGGGGGGGGGGUGGGUGGUGGUUGGGUUUUGGGUGUUGGGGGGUUUGUUGGGGGGGGGGUGUGGGGUGGUUGUUGUGUUGGGGUGGUGGGGGGGGGGUUGGGAUUUGUUGGGGGUGUGGGUGUUGGGGGGGGUUGUGUGGGUUUUGGGUGGGUGGUGGUGUUUUUGUUGGGUUGUGGGUUGGGUGUUUUGGGAUUGGUGUUGUUUGGUGGGGGGUGUUGUGUGUGUGGGGGGUGUGGGUGGGGUUGUGUGUGGGUUUGUUGGUUUGGGGGGGUUUUUGUGGGGGGGGGGUGUGGGUUUUGUUGGGGGGGUUUGGUGUGGUGGGGGGGGGUUUUUGUGGGGGGGGUUUUUUGGGUUGGUGUUGGGGGGGGGGGGGUUGUGGUGUGGGUGGGGGUGGUUUGGGGGGGGGUGUAUGUUUUUGUGUGUUGUGGGGUUGUGGGUGUUUGUUGUGUGUGUUGGUGUUUGUUUGGGGGGUUGGGUGUGUGUGUGGGGUUGGGUGGGUUGUGUUGGUUGGUUUUGUUUUUGGGUUGUUGUGGUAG